Messenger RNA from Ananas comosus (pineapple), 3350 nucleotides. RefSeq names its product probable glucan 1,3-alpha-glucosidase. The transcript has 6 exons. Bases 316 to 3108 code for a protein of 930 amino acids. The record is from RefSeq and is a predicted model, not a curated record. NCBI's taxonomy places the organism in Eukaryota, Viridiplantae, Streptophyta, Magnoliopsida, Poales, Bromeliaceae. Gene Ontology annotation, molecular function: carbohydrate binding; alpha-glucosidase activity. Gene Ontology annotation, biological process: carbohydrate metabolic process; N-glycan processing.
GAAGGAUCGCGCAGGCUGGGCUCCUGACUGAUAGUCUAAUCUCCUGAUAACAAAACGCUCCUGAUCAGUGAUCCCUGGGCAGGCUGUUUCUCCCGAGUCCCGACUGCGACUCAAUCGUAUCUUUCUUCUCGUCAAACCAACCCUAGUUUGCAACAAAGCAAAGAUCCAAUCUCUCUCUCUCUCUCUCUCUCUCUCUCUCUCUCUUCCCCGAUCAAUCAACAAUUACCAUGCUCUUAUUAUUAGAGUUGUAGACCACACCACCAGAUCCGUUCCGUGCCGUUCCCCACCACCACCACCACCACCACCACCACCACGAUGCUCCCCCGAUCUCUCGUUCUCCUGCAGCUGCUGCUGCUCUUGUCUUCGGCAUCCGCGUGGAAGAAGGACGAGUUCCGGAACUGCGACCAGACCCCCUUCUGCAAGCGCGCCCGCUCCCGCCCGCCCCACUCCCUCCCCUCCUUCUCCGUCGCCGACGUCUCCCUCUCCGACGGCUCCCUCUCCGCCCUCCUCCUCCCCCCCUCCUCCCACCCCCUCCACCAAGUCGUCGAUUCUGCUUCCCAUUCCGAUUCCCCCGAUUCCCCCCGCCCCCUCCUCCUCCGCCUGUCUGCCCUCCACGGCGGCAUCCUCCGCCUCGAGAUCGACGAACUCGAGACCGCGUCCGGCAGCCGCCGCCGCUUCCGCGUCCCGGACGUCCUCCUCCCCGACGUCGACGACCGCCUCCGCCUCCGCCUCCCCCGCCUCGGCUCCCCCGCCCCGGGCCUCUCCACCUUCCCCAUCUCCCCCGGCUUCGAGGCCGCGCUCCGCCACGACCCCUUCGAGCUCGUCGUCCGCCGCUCCCCCUCCGGCGACCCCGUCCUCUCCUUCAACUCCCUCGGCCUCUUCGACUUCGAGACCCUCCGCCCCAAGCGCCACGGCGACGGCGACGGCGACGGCGACGGCGACGGCGACGGCGAGUGGGCGGAGCGCUUCCGCAGCCACACCGACUCCCGCCCCCGCGGCCCCCAGUCCGUCUCCUUCGACGUCUCCUUCCACGGCGCCGACUUCGUCUACGGCGUCCCCGAGCACGCCCUCUCCUCGUCCCUCGCCCUCCGCCCCACCCGCGGCCCCGGCGUCGACUCCUCCGAGCCCUACCGCCUGUUCAACCUCGACGUCUUCGAGUACCUCGCCGACUCCCCCUUCGGCCUCUACGGCUCCGUCCCCUUCAUGCUCGCCCACGGCGCCGGCGCCUCCUCCUCCGGAUUCUUCUGGCUCAACGCCGCCGAGAUGCAGAUCGACGUGCUCGCCCCCUCGUCCGCGGGGCGCGUCGACACUCUCUGGAUGUGCGAGGCCGGGGUCGUCGACGCGUUCUUCUUCGUCGGCCCCGGCCCCAAGGACGUGCUGGCGCAGUACGCCAGCGUCACCGGCGCCCCCGCCAUGCCGCAGCAGUUCGCGCUCGCCUACCACCAGUGCCGCUGGAACUACCGCGACGAGGAGGACGUGGCCGCCGUCGACGCCGGCUUCGACGAGCACGACAUCCCCUACGACGUGCUCUGGCUCGACAUCGAGCACACCGACGGCAGGCGCUACUUCACCUGGGACCGCGCGCUGUUCCCCCACCCGGAGCAGAUGCAGCAGAGGCUGGCCGCCAAGGGGCGCCACAUGGUGACGAUCGUCGACCCGCAUAUCAAGCGGGACGACUCCUACUACAUUCACAAGGAGGCCACGGAGAACGGGUACUAUGUGAAGGACGCGUCGGGGAACGAUUUCGAGGGGUGGUGCUGGCCGGGGUCUUCCUCGUACCCCGAUAUUUUGAACCCGGAGAUUCGCGAGUGGUGGGCGGAUAAGUUCUCCUUGCAGAGCUACAAGGGCUCCACCCCCUCGCUCUACAUAUGGAACGACAUGAACGAGCCUUCGGUCUUCAACGGCCCCGAGGUAACCAUGCCCAGAGACGCCAUCCACUAUGGAAAUGUAGAGCACCGUGAAGUGCACAAUGCGUAUGGAUAUUACUUCCAUAUGGCUACAUCCGACGGACUUCUAAAGCGGGGAGAUGGAAAGGACAGGCCAUUUGUUCUGUCGAGGGCUUUCUUUGCCGGUAGUCAGCGGUAUGGAGCAGUCUGGACCGGAGAUAAUACUGCCGACUGGGACCAUCUCAGAGCUUCCGUUCCGAUGCUUUUAAAUCUCGGUCUUACUGGAUUGACAUUCUCCGGUGCGGAUGUUGGCGGAUUCUUUGGUAACCCGGAACCCGAGCUGCUGGUCCGGUGGUAUCAGCUCGGUGCCUUUUACCCCUUCUUUAGAGGCCAUGCCCAUCUCGACACCAAGAGACGGGAGCCUUGGUUAUUCGGAGAGAAAAACACUGCUUUGAUUAGAGAGGCGGUACACUUGCGGUAUUCAUUAUUACCGUACUUCUAUACACUAUUCCGAGAGGCUAGUGUGAGUGGAGUCCCAGUAAUGCGUCCUUUAUGGCUGGAAUUUCCUGAUGAUAAAGAAACAUUCAACAAUGGUGAGGCUUUCAUGGUUGGGCCAAGUUUGCUGGUACAGGGGAUUUAUCAGGAGAGGGAGAAAUCUGUGUCGGUUUAUUUGCCUGGCGAGCAGUCCUGGUACAGCCUGAGAGAUGGUGUUGCGUAUGGUGGAAGUGCUUCUCACAAACUGGAUGUUCGAGAAGAUAGCAUACCGAGUUUCCAAAGAGCGGGUACAAUCAUACCAAGGAAAGAUAGAUUCAGGCGAAGUUCCACCCAGAUGGUGAACGAUCCUUACACUCUGGUUAUAGCUUUGAAUAGUUCGCUUGCCGCUGAAGGAGAGCUUUACGUCGAUGAUGGCAAAAGCUACGACUUUGAGCAGGGGGCGUUCAUCCAUCGCCGGUUUGUCUUCGCCGACAAGAAGCUAACAUCCGUCAACCUUGCGCCGGCCAAUUCAGGGGCGAAGAAGUUCUCAUCAGAUUGCGUCGUCGAGAGGAUCAUAGUUUUGGGAUUACCAGCUGGAGCUAAGAAGGCUGUGAUUGAACCCGGAAACCGCGAAGCCGAGAUAGAAAUCGGUCCCCUCAACCUAAGGGCAGGCUCGAGCCCCGUCGCACCCACCAUCCGAAAGCCUAAUGUUCGAAUCGCGGACGAUUGGACUCUGAGGAUUUUGUAAGAUUUUUGUUCAUUUAUACUGCUGGAUUAGGUGUACCGAUCAGCUUCAGCUGCAUUUGAGCUGAGACAGAAAUUAGUUCAUAGUCUAAAAGUGAUUUUGUGGCCUUCUAAGUACUUUUAACUGCAUUUGUGCACGGAAAGAGAAUUUUGCUGCUUCUGGUAAUGCUAUUGUGAAUGAAUUUUUACCCUAACGCCACCGUUUUAUUUUAGCUUAUCUUUCUAUAAGAAGCAGCUGAAUUUCUA